Molecule: messenger RNA, 1173 nt
Organism: Symbiodinium necroappetens
Lineage: Eukaryota; Dinophyceae; Suessiales; Symbiodiniaceae
Source: the annotation of a GenBank genome assembly
AUGACGCAAGUCCGGGACAAGCUGGCGGAGCCAUGGAAAGGCGUGAACCUAGGGGGCUGGCUUCUGCUGGAGCCUGGUCCAUCCUAUCCACUCUUCACGCAGCAUCCUUUGAAGGACAAGAGUGAGGCACGGUGCGAGUGGGACAUCAUGAAGGGCUUGAUUGCCAAGAUGGGCAAAACCGGAGCAGCCGAAGUGUUGCGAUCUCACCGGGAGACUCACAUGACUAAGGCAGACUUUCAACGGGUGCGAAGCUGUGGUCUCAAUGCCGUGCGCUUGCCAUUCGGCUACUGGGUCGUCACGGAACCCAGGCCCAAGGAGCCUUAUGUCGGUCCGGCGCUGGAGUACAUCGACCGGGCAGUCUCUUGGGCUGAGGAGUUUGAUCUUCAGAUCGUGCUUGAUUUGCACGGAUGUCCUGGCGGUGAGAGUCCGGAGGCUCCCUGCGGCCGCCGCCAGCGCCCGGAGAGUCGAUGGAACUGGAAGCAGUGGGAUUUCCAGGCCUCACUCAAGGUGCUGCAGAUCCUGGCAAAGCGUUAUGCCCAGCACUCCUGCGUCACGGGCAUCGCGGUUUGCAACGAACCAUCGGGGGAAGUUCCAGCCAAAGCCCUUAUCUCGUAUUACUCGAAGGCUGUGGACGUCAUACGCAAGGCAGGAAUGGACGCACGGAGGGUUGCUGUGGUGCUGCCAGUGUUCCAGCGCCCGGAAGGUGAGGAGGACUUCAUCAAAACAUGGUCCAAGUUCACGAAAGGAAGACAUCGCAACGUGUGCUUCGAUGUGCACUGCUACCACUGUUUCGAGAACCAGUUCCAUGGCAAGACUUUUGCGGAGCAGCUUCGAGCCGUGGAGGCCAACACCGAGAUGUUCAAGCAGCAUCCCAUGGUUGCAGGAGAGUGGUCCCUGGGUCUUGGCCAAGCCACCUGGUGCACCUGUGGCGAUUUGGAUGAGGACAGCGUCCUGAGCAUCUUUGGUGCUCAACAACAAGAGGCUUUCAAGAGCGCCUCUCACGGCUCCUUCUUCUGGAACUGGAAGGAGGAUCCUGAGAACAAGGAGUGGCACUUCCAGCACUCCUGCGACUCCGGGCUUCUUUCCCGGCCUCCAUUGUCGCUGCCUCUCUGGGAUCGCCAGGGUGAGGACCCGUUGGAGGAGAGGCCAAAAACUGGCAUUCUAAGGCUCUAA